Rattus norvegicus (Norway rat) is the source of this 4855-nucleotide messenger RNA. RefSeq names its product zinc finger AN1-type containing 1 (gene Zfand1). Gene Ontology annotation, cellular component: cytoplasmic stress granule. NCBI's taxonomy places the organism in Eukaryota, Metazoa, Chordata, Mammalia, Rodentia, Muridae. The transcript has 8 exons. The record is from RefSeq and is marked validated. Gene Ontology annotation, molecular function: zinc ion binding; proteasome binding. Gene Ontology annotation, biological process: cellular response to arsenite ion; positive regulation of intracellular protein transport; cytoplasmic stress granule disassembly. Bases 26 to 832 code for a protein of 268 amino acids.
CCCCUGCCCUUGCGGCGGUGGAAAGAUGGCGGAAUUGGACAUUGGGCAGCACUGCCAGGUGCAGCACUGCCGGCAGCGAGAUUUCCUUCCAUUUGUAUGUGAUGGUUGUUCAGGAAUAUUUUGCCUCGAACACAGGAGCAAGGACUCUCAUGGUUGCCCUGAGGCGAAUGUGAUCAAGGAGAGACUGAAGACAGAUGAACACAAAUCUUACCCAUGCUCCUUCAAGGGCUGUGCUGAAGUAGAGCUUGUGGCAGUGAUCUGUCCUUACUGUGAGAAGAACUUCUGCCUAAGACACCGUCAUCAGUCGGAUCAUGAGUGCGAAAAGCUGGAGAUCCCAAAACCUCGAAUGGCUGCCACACAGAAACUUGUCAGAGACAUUGUUGAUGCCAAGGCAGGAGGAGCAGCCAGUAAGGGACGGAAAGGUGCAAAAAGCAGCAGAACAGCCGCAAAGGUGGCGCUGAUGAAGCUGAAGAUGCAUGCUGACGGGGAUAAGUCCCUGCCGCAGACAGAAAGAACGUACUUCCAGGUAUACUUACCAAAGGGGAGCCAAGAGAAAAGCAAAGCCAUGUUCUUCUGCCUACGGUGGAGCAUCGGGAAGGUUGUGGACGUUGCAGCGUCUCUAGCUGGUCUCAGGAAUGAAAACAACAAGCUAACAGCAAAGAAGCUGAGGCUGUGCCACGUCCCUUCAGGAGAAGCCUUGCCUUUGGAUCACACAUUGGAAAGGUGGAUCACGAAGGAGGAAUGCCCUUUAUAUAAUGGAGGGAAUGUUAUUUUGGAAUAUCUUAACGAGGAAGAGCAGUUUGUAAAAGAUGUUGACUCUUACUUGGAAUAGUCAUUCAAGGACUCAAGCCAGACUUUAUAAGCAGAAACCAUUCUAAGUAGAUAGUCAGUUUCUUUUACUACAGAUACUUUUUUAAAACUCCAAAAGUUGCUGACUUAAAAUUCAUUUCCAUUAAGUCAUAAUUUACACCAUUAGUUUUCUCCUAAGUUCCGUGUUCUGUGUUUUAGAGUUAUGUGCUGAUAGUUACUCACAGAGUGUUUUUAUUAGCUGCUCCUGGGUUAGGCUGCAGAAACAUUAACAAGCCUGUCUUUCCUGUUACACUAACAGCCACUCACUGGCCAUUGUGUCACGCUCUGCACACCUUCUCUCCGAGGCCCUGCUCACUCUACGCUCACCAUUCUGUGAUUUUCCCAUUCUGCAGCAGAGAAAGAUGCGGAUGGCAGACUCUUCGGUGGGGUCUUACAAGUGGUACUUGCCAUCAUUGUUGAAAGCACCUUCUAUGAUUAAGCCUAAUAUUAUGGGGUCAGAAUACAUAGCCUUACAGUAUACCUAAAUCAUGACGUAUGGAUUGCAGAGUCUUGCAGAUCCUCUCAUUCAGUCUUCCAGGCAUUUGGGUAAGAAACCACAUACCUAAGAAGGGAAAGUUAUUUUCUUGGUAUCAUGUAAUUGCACUGGAUAUGUUUCUGGUAAAGAAUUUUUCUACAAUAGGAUUCAUCUUUUUAUUGGUAUGAAUGAAUUACAGAUGAGAAGACAUUGACUUUGUUACAGUCUUGCUCUCUGUACCAAAGCAAUACAAUUAUUGCAUUUUAUCUAUACAUUGAAAUAAAACCUCUUGGGGAAUGCUUUCUGUCUACACAUGAGCAGAAUGAAUGUUUUCUGUCUGUGUAGGAUGUAGGACUACAUACACUAUGGAGGAAAUCCGCACACCCCACCCCCUUUCUGUACCAGUUUUCACAGCAGUAGAUCAAUUAGAGAGUAAACUGAGCAUGCUCACUUGGUCCUUGUCAGCUCCAUCUUUUCAUGUUCACACCAUAGUGAUCAUUUCCUGCUGUUAUCAGCUUCUAAAUUCAUUCCUUUAUAGUUAUCUGCCUACUUGCUUGAAACGCCAGUGUCUGAUCUCCAGUAGUGUAGGCAAAAGGCAGAGUUGUGAGGCAAGUUGCAAAUAAGUGAAUAGACCGUAUAGCUGCAUCCCAAUAACUGUUUUAUUGGAAACUAUCAAACUAGAAAUAGAAAUAUUUUUAUUUAGAAAUAGUUAGAAUAACUAGUUACAAAUAUUGUUUAAAAGCCCAUGUACCAGAUUUUUUGUCUUUUGUUUUUUGGGUUUUUUUGUUUUGUUUUGUUUUGUUUUUUUUUGUGAUGCCUAAAGUUUUAAUACCAACCAGUACUUUACUUUAAUAACAAUUCUUGAACAUAGUCUAGGAAGGAUGAAAAACGUCUUCUCUCAGUGAUCAGACAAAAGAGCAAGGCUAUCCAGAGAGGGGCUGCCACAGUGGGUACACCGUCCAUAAGCUAGGCCAGGUCCUGGGUGAUGGGGCCCACAGGGGAGAGGAUGCCAGGGUGAGCAACCUCGGUACUAAAGACUGGCAGCUAAGGCAUGCACAGUCUAAAGAGAACAAAGUGUAGAUGGAAUCUCAGUCCCCCAACUCCCUGUGUCCAAAUACUCUGAAGGCAGAAAUCUCAGGUUUUACGUUGUGUGCCUAAUAAAAUGGGAGGGUCACACUGUCUGCAUCCUACCUGGUGUUUUCACUUGCUGCAUGGGAUACACAGCAUAGGAAAGGAGUGUAGAUGAACUGUUGGAAUAAUACUUUGGCACUAACAAGCACCAGUCUAAAGAAUAAGGAAACAGAUGAGAACACUGGGUAAUAGGAUUCAUCCUAGCUACAUUUAUCAGGUUUCUGUCCUGAAGUUUUCAGAAGAUGGGUUAGGAGAGCCUGAAAGCAAAAACAAAAACAAAUAAAAAUUCUGAAGUGCUUGGGAGGAAAAGCAUACACUCGCUUUAUUUUGUAAGUUACACGUACCACAGUAUGUGUGUGGAGUCAGGACAACUUGUGGGAGUUGGUUCUAUUCUAUAAGUGUUCUGCAGAUCAAAGUCAAGUGUUCACCUUGGCUGCAAGUGCCCUUACCCACUGAGAUAUCUCACUUGGCUCUUUAUUCAUUUGAUACACAUUUACUAUGUACCCCAGGCUGGCCUUAACCAUGUAAUAGUCCUGCUUUAGCCACCAGGGUCAGGUGUUUUGUCACUUUAAAGUUGCAUAGGAAGCAGACUGUGGUGGCGCACUAGGAGCAAAAGCAGGCGGAGCUCUAAGCUCAGGACCAGCCUGAUCUACAGAGUGAGAUCCAGGACAGCCAGAGCCUUACAGUCAGACUCUGCCCUAAGGGGGGUUGGGAAUUUAACUGGUGCCAUUGAGUAGAUUAGCCUUAUUCUCUGUUCUCAGUGUGAGUAAAUGUGUCUUAAUGUCCCAUGUGGAAAUCAUGAUACUGAAGUCUACCAUAUUUGAAAAAUUAACCUACAAUCACAGCCUUAAAAAAAAAAUGUCCAACUGUGAAAAGGCCACAAUGAAGCUCGUUAUUUUGUAUUCUAACACCCAGACACACAUACAGACGCAGAUACACACCUAGAGGUAGAACUAGAAUAGCCAUCUGUGUAGUGGUAGGUAGUAGAGGGUUUAUUGUUUUUGUUUUUAUUGUGUGGCGUCCUCUCAUUUGGGAAAUUGGGUCUGUGGAUUGCUUUUCCUCAUCCAUGGAGGCUAAGGCACAGUUGGGUCAGUUGACUGGUGCCCAUGACCCCAGCUGUGCAUAGUGAGUCAUGUUACAAAGACUGGGUCAUUGGAACUAAGGUCAGUCAGUACCUUUUCACCAUCAAAUUCCAAAUGCCCAGGAGCAGCAGCCACUUAGUUGGGCUUUACCACCUUAUGUUGUUACGUGGUGACCCUGCAUGAUAUUUUCCCACUUACAGAUACCAAGGGUAGACUAAGUGUUUGCUUUACCUUGUAGAUUUGCUCUAGAACUCUAGGAUUAUUAGCAUCAAGGGUGCUCUCAAGGCCAGCCAAUGUAGCUAAUGACUAACCUGGGCCAUUGUGCCUCAGUUUAGUGGCCCAAUGUUAUAGGUGUGAAUCAGGGUACAAAGGGCACCUGCUUCAGUUUCUGAUCAUUUGUGCCCCGAACAAGGAAUUGGACUAGGAAUGGACACAGGGAUGCUGGUAGGAAAAGAUAGUUUAUUAAGAAAGUGUUUCCUAAGAGGGACGUGGACCAAGGCUGGAGAAAGGUGAGAAGGUUAGUGGUGCCUAUUCAGAGCAGAUUGUCAUAUUUGUCACUGUAGCUUGGAGAUCAGUAUGACUAUUCCAUCAUAUCAGAGUCAAAACGGCCUGACUGUGUGCUGAUGUGACACGAGAGAAUGCAAUGGAGGGAGAGGAAGGGGACGCCUUCAUUUGUUGUUUGUUUGCAUGCUUUGUUACAAGACAGCCUGGUAGGAAGGGGCUUCCAGUCUUUUAGCUAAUUGGCUUCUUUCAUCGCCAAUUCUCACUUCCUCUGUCUUCUGUGCUCCCUCUCCCCCUCCCCCUUUCUCCUCCCCAUUCCCUCCCCACCACACACUCUCCUGUCACACCAGUGUGUAGUUAGGCCAUUUGCCUCUUUCUUGAUGGAAUAGUCAUACAGAUUCAAGUCAUGAUAUCUGUCUUAGGGGUUUUGUUUUGUUUUGUUCUCCCUGGCUGCUUUUAUUUUAUUAUUUUUCUGAGGACCAAAAGUAAUAACUCCAAGUGUUUUUCCUCAGGUAAUAAGGAACUCAGGAAGAGAGAUUAGGUUUUUUGUUUGUUGUAAGAGACACCUGUUAAAUGCAAGGGUUUAUUUUUAUGUUUUCUUAACUACAAGUUAAACUGGUUGUGUCACUUGGCUCACUCGAUAGCUUUAUGCGGGUUUGAAGUACAACAGCCCUCCUCCUGGACCUUGACCGACCAAACCUAACUGUUACCUAACUCACAUUUGCGCCUUCAGUGACUGAAGACCUGUAAGAAAAAAUGAUCUUUUGUUUUUUAAUAAAACCGGGUUGGCACACAUGGUUUGUUUAAACUUUCAAAA